AUGGCGACGCUGCUUCACGCGAUGCAGUGCGGCGCGUCGCGGAGUCCGACGCUGAGUCCUCGGACGAGUCCGCUCGUGCAUAUCCGGCGCCGGAGAACCACGCUAAGGAUGCUUCUCGGCCGGGGUGGAGGAUCACGACGGCGGCGAGAAUCGGCGAUUCAGCGGGAAAGUCUGUUGGAGAUGAAGGGCAGGGAUCUGGUGCGGAGACGCUCACUGAAGGACCUGUUUGUGUCUUCGCCAGGUGGCGAAGAUGAUGUAACUAACGACGAGAUUGGUAAUAGCAGCGUUGAUAAUAUGGGCCUUGCUGGGCCGGGUUAUGCUCCCGGGUCGCCUAGACCCGUUGGGUCGGGUUUUCGUUGCCGGUCAUUGCUGUCAAAGAGAGCUUGGCGCCCUGUUCUUGUUACCAUUGCUGAGUAA
This is a messenger RNA of Lotus japonicus, 417 nucleotides long. RefSeq lists its product as uncharacterized. Bases 1 to 417 code for a protein of 138 amino acids. The record is from RefSeq and is a predicted model, not a curated record. The transcript has a single exon. Lineage: Eukaryota; Viridiplantae; Streptophyta; Magnoliopsida; Fabales; Fabaceae.